CGCAAGUGGUUCGUUGCGGGCGGAACGGGGACAAGCUUCUGCCGCGCGUCUAGUGACUCCAGGCGGCUAAAUUCCGCAGAGCCGCGGUGAAUGGCCCUGAGAUCAUCCUAGCCAACCCGCGCGUGCGACAUUACUGGACGACGAACGCACGCCCCCGUUCGACUACAGUUCACGAUUUCGCUGCUUGAAGAUCAAUAUGGUGGACGUGGAUGUUGAGGCGACUCGAGUAUACAGGAGGCUGGUCGAUGAUCUCCUCGAUCGGGCUGAGCGCGUGAAACCGGACAAGCAGAUCGAGCCCCCGUUGACCGAAGCGCAGUUGGGCGAGUCGAUAUGGCAGGUGCAGGGAGACGACGCACAGGCAGUGGUUCGAAUGAACCAACAGACGCAGUUUGCUGCUGUUGAGAUUGCUUUCAGGGAGAAAUUCUACAGCGUUCUUGCGACAACAUCGAUCGAUGAUCUUGGUUUUAUUCAGGUCUGGAAUUUGCUUGAUGUCGUCUCUAUUUUCUCCGACAAUGAACAAUGCGAGCCGGGUCUGAUUUUCUGGUUAAUUGAGGAGCUCCUUGAUAGCCAGACAAUCGAUGGAUGUCGAAAGGUCUUUGACUACCUGGAGUCACGCAGGGAGCGCAACACAAAGAAACACUUCAAGCAGAAGAGUCUAGUCAUCCUUCGAUCGUGUAACGAAUUACUCCGACGGUUGUCUCGAGCAGAGGAUACGGUUUUCUGUGGACGAGUGUUCAUUUUCCUCUUCCAGAGCUUCCCACUUGGCGAUAAGAGCGCUGUCAACCUUCGGGGCGAAUACCACACCGAAAAUGUCACGACCUUCGACGAAAACACCAAGACAGUAUCGAAAGAGAAUGAGGGAGCAGACAUUGAGAUGACGGAUCAGAAGGAAUCUGAGGAACAGAAGGCCGAGAAAGAUACCCAGCAACCCUCUAACGACCAAGAGGCUCCGAAGACCCCGAAGGUCGUCGUAUCGGAUAAUACCAACAAAGAAGCCGAGAAAAAUAUCGAUCUGGAUGCACUAUACCCGAUGUUCUGGGGCUUGCAAGCAUACUUUUCAGCACCAACCAGGAUGUUUGAUCCUCGGCACUUUGCGACUUUCAAGGCCGGACUUGAGUCGACACUCUCGACUUUCAAGAACAUCAAAACGGAUCUCGAAAGCCAAAGUAGCAAAUCAGCAGAAGAGCUGCGCAAAGCGAUGAAGCGGAAGCGCACGCCGGAUGAUACUGAGAUCGCAAGCAGCUUUAACCCGAAAUAUCUUACCAGCAGAGAUCUCUUUGAUUUGGAGAUCAAUGAUACAGCGUUUCGGAGACACGUCCUUGUGCAGGCCCUAAUCCUUUUGGACUUUAUGCUCUCCCUUACACCUAAGGCUAAAGGCCGUCUAGCUGACUUGACUAACAAGUCCGUGCUUUACGGCUUUGUGCUGAGUGACGAAGAUGCCAAAUGGGCAACCAAAAUGCGCAAGGCGAUCGAGGAAUACCUCCAGGAAGGAGCAGGAGGCAAGUUCUACUACCGUAUGGUCGACACAGUUCUCUCACGGGAUAAGAACUGGGUCCGGUGGAAAGCUGAGGGCUGUCCACUGAUCGAGCGACCUCCCGUGUCAGUAUCCGAGUAUGUCGCUUCCCGAGAGCAAGCGUCCAAAAUAUACUCCAGCAAACGACUCCGCCCUUCGCCUAUGGGAUCCCUCGAUCUGAAAUUCCUGUCCGAAGGUGAGGCACUGGCUAGCCUUGACCGACUCAAGGAGCCAAACCGGUUCAACGUCCCAACGGCAGACACUUUUAUGAUGGGCAUCAUGGACGACGAACUCGAUAUUGACAUGGCGCAGUCAAAGGAGGAAAAGGACAAUGCUUUAAGGUCGAAGGCGAGCAAAACAUGGCGGAUACUGCGUCUGUCAUCACGGAAUAAACUAGCCGCGUUCGACAAGAUUGAUGAUGGAAAGAACCUGAAGGCGUUGUUUGAGGAUCCUUCGCCUCCAGAAUCUGAAAAGGGAGCAGGAACAUCUCAGUCGCAGACGCAGAUGCAGACACCAGCACCUGAACAGGCACAAACCCAGGAACAAAACCAAGACCAGGCACAAGAGCAGACCCAAAUACAAACACAAGGACAGACACAAGAGCAAAUAUCGCAAGAACAAACCUCGGCACACGAGACCGCCCCAGCGACAGAGCAGGCAUCACAAAAAGCAUCCGCACCCGCAGCCGUCCCUGCACCAGAACAAACAGUGCAAGAAGUGGCGACGGAAACUAAAAGAGGCGGAAACGGCGGUAACAAUGACCAGGGUCACGAGUCGACCGGUGGCGAAGCCACAAUUGCGGCCCCAGUCACAGAAAGCCAAGAAGAGCAAGAUACGACGAUGACUGACCAGUCUCAGGAAACUUCGGCCGCGACUGGCGCAGCGUCGUAAGGGGCGAAGGAUACGGGGGCAUGGAGAGAAGACGAGAAGAGAAACAUAGAACCGAACGAAUACGGCCGGACCACAUUAUUGCCAUACUACAUACCAUGUCAGCCAGUGCGUGUACAAUUGAAUACGUGCGUGCAUAAUAACGAAUCGAGUAUUUUACCGACACUGAUCAUCCUCCGUUCUAUUCUUUUCUUUUUUUAACCGUUGCCCGUUAGCCGCUACCCGUUGGCGCUAAAAGGAAAGAGGGGAGGGGAUGAAGGGGGGAAAACCAUGCAUAUGCAUAGAUGGCUAAACGGAAUGGCAACGGGCUUGAUGGUUAGAGCAAGGCACAUAUCUCAUCGAAGCGAGGCGGGUCCGGUGCACCUAGGUUCACUUAACUUCGUCCGGUGUUUA
Molecule: messenger RNA, 2794 nt
Organism: Aspergillus ruber CBS 135680
Lineage: Eukaryota; Fungi; Ascomycota; Eurotiomycetes; Eurotiales; Aspergillaceae
Product: THO complex subunit THO1/HPR1
Exons: 7
Coding region: 197-2404 (735 amino acids)
Biological process (GO): mRNA export from nucleus; regulation of DNA-templated transcription elongation
Cellular component (GO): THO complex part of transcription export complex
Source: RefSeq, a predicted model, not a curated record